AUGGAGAGAGUUAAGGAGGAUUUUAACACCAAAUAUGGUGGAGGGAAGGCUAAAACUGCUGGGGCUAAGAGCUUGAACAAAGAGUUUGAUGAGAAACUAAAGGAGCACAUGCAGUACUAUGUUGACCAUCCGGAGGAAGUAAGCAAGCUUGCAAAAGUGAAGGCUCAGGUUGCUGAAGUUAAGGGAGUGACGAUGGGAAGGGAGUUAUUGUCACUUUUCUAUCACUUGCUUUAUUAUUUGCAAGGCUAUGAAAAUGUGGCCACAAAGUUCCCAGCAAAUGCCCUUGUGCAUCGCCCCACAUUGCUUCAGUACAUAGUCUCAUCCAAGGUGUGUUCAUGGGAUAGGAUAAGUGGAGAUCAGCUAUGA
Messenger RNA from Thlaspi arvense, 366 nucleotides. The record is from the annotation of a GenBank genome assembly. NCBI's taxonomy places the organism in Eukaryota, Viridiplantae, Streptophyta, Magnoliopsida, Brassicales, Brassicaceae.